Messenger RNA from Solea senegalensis (Senegalese sole), 4141 nucleotides. RefSeq names its product arrestin, beta 1 (gene arrb1). Gene Ontology annotation, biological process: G protein-coupled receptor internalization; signal transduction; visual perception. Lineage: Eukaryota; Metazoa; Chordata; Actinopteri; Pleuronectiformes; Soleidae. The transcript has 16 exons. The coding region runs from base 1506 to 2756 and encodes 416 amino acids. Gene Ontology annotation, molecular function: G protein-coupled receptor binding. The record is from RefSeq and is a predicted model, not a curated record.
UGCUCUGAUUGCAUCUGAGCAGGGAGGGAGACCGGAAACACGGGAUUAUAUCCUUUACAGGAGCAAUGCAUUCACUGAACAUUUUUCAUACUCAAAACAUAAAUGAGUUUACUGCCAUGUUCUCAUCUGAAACACACACUUUUAGAGUCGGAGUGAAAUAUUGUCGUUUUAAAAUCCAUCACUGUUGCUAAGGUUAAGAGUUUUUAAUGGCCCCAUUUUAUUUUGGAAAUGAAGGGAUUUGAACCAACAGAAACUGAGACUUUUAUUUUGGAAAUUGCAGGCUAUUAUUUUAGCGUGGAUGAAUAGAAACUCAGACUUCUGAAAGACAAAUUGAAACUGUGACUUAAAUUUUGAAAACCGCAGGAGUGUGAAUUAAUGGAAAGAGACUUUAUUUGCAGAUAAUUAUUGUGUUUUAGAUGAUAUCUGAUACGCAGGUAAAACACUCCUCUGCAAGGAGGUUGUUUGAUUUCUGUUCAGUUUUUUUUUUGUAUUUGUGAUGUUUCCUGUUUUUCUGUUGCCAUUCAUCCUGUCGUCUCUGUCCUCAUCUCCUCCUUCGUUUCCUCUCUCCUGUCUUCGCUCGUCUCUGCUCAUGGGCAUUUCUCAUCACAAACUGUCGUCCAGUUUUAAAAAUACCGGGUGACAAACAGGAGCAGCUUCAGUGCUGGAGGCUGAGGUCAUUAAUGAGCAAACAGGAAGCAGCUGCUGCCUCCAACUAAACUCCGAAGCCACCAGUCAAGUAUUUUGCCCAGUGUCAUCUGUUUUGGUUUUUUUUCAAAAUCACACAAAAUUCAUGGCCAGUAUUUUGUAUUUAGCCCAUAUUUUGGGCAUAAAUACAUGUCCGUAGAUAAAUUAAAAUGACGCAUUUCAGUAAAUGUGUCCCUCUUCUUUUUGGUCUCUAUUACUUGCUGGUAACUACUAAAUCAGAUGCCUAUUGUACACAUGCAGAAUUAGUUUAUAGUGAUAAAGUAUCCAUAUUUUAAAAUUAAUAAAUUAUUCAAUUUGUCCACACUACAUGGCACAGUUGAUUCUCCAUACAUUUACUUUAUUGAUGUGUGAAGUUUCUCUAAAUUUAGGAGGGAUGACAAUGGAUGGUUGAUUAUCAUGAUGAUGAAGGUCAGAGUGCAGCUGCAGCCUCAUUUUAAUGUCACACACAAAAAGAUGUCCUCUGGCUCUUUCGUGUUUUAACACUUUUUACUGCUAAUGAGUCCGAGAGCAGCAGAGAGAGAGAGAGAGGGAGACACAGCCAGGCAGUGAGCGAGGAAAGGGAGGCGGGGUGAGUUAAAGAGGAGGAGCAGCAGAGUGGUGGGCUCGCUCACUCACUCACUCACUCAGUCAUUUGCAGGAUCACAGCUCAGAUGGAGGAGAAUCUGAUGGGAUGACGAUGUUUUGCUGAGAGAGAGAGAGAAAGAGACACCCUACACUCAGUUUCCACGGUGACGGCAUCCCUCCCACCGUCCUCCAUCAUCUCUGCAUUCAGCUGCUGUAGAACAGUCUCUGUCGUCAGAAUGGGAGAUAAAGGAACAAGGGUGUUUAAGAAAGCAAGUCCUAAUGGAAAGCUCACAGUCUACCUGGGGAAGAGAGACUUUGUGGACCAUGUUGACCUCGUAGAGCCUGUUGAUGGGGUUGUCUUAAUUGACCCAGAGUACCUGAAGGAGAGAAAAGUGUUUGUCACUCUGACUUGUGCAUUCCGUUAUGGACGCGAGGACUUGGACGUCCUUGGGUUGACGUUUCGGAAGGAUCUGUUUGUGGCUAACAUCCAGGCAUUUCCUCUGCUUCCCGAGGAGAAGAAGAAUCUGACUCGGCUUCAGGAACGCCUGAUUAAAAAGCUGGGAGAACAUGCAUACCCGUUCACCUUUGAGAUUCCUCUGAAUCUGCCAUGCUCUGUCACGCUGCAGCCUGGACCAGAGGACACUGGGAAGGCAUGUGGCGUUGACUUUGAGGUGAAGGCUUUCUGUGCAGAAAAUGUAGAAGAAAAGAUCCACAAAAGGAACUCAGUGCGUCUGGUGAUCAGGAAGGUGCAGUAUGCUCCAGAGAAACCUGGUCCUCAACCAACUGCAGAAACCACCAGGCAGUUCCUGAUGUCGGACAAACCUCUGCACCUGGAGGCCUCUCUGGACAAGGAGAUCUAUUACCAUGGUGAGCCCAUCAGUGUCAAUGUUCACGUCACCAACAACACCAACAAGACCGUGAAGAAAAUGAAGAUCUCAGUGCGACAGUAUGCAGACAUCUGCCUCUUCAACACAGCUCAGUACAAAUGUCCAGUUGCCACUGAGGAGUCAGAUGAUGUUGUAGCUCCCAGCUCAACCUUCUGCAAAGUCUUUACCCUCACUCCAUUUCUGGCCAACAACCGAGAGAAAAGAGGCCUUGCUCUGGAUGGAAAAUUGAAACAUGAGGACACCAACCUGGCUUCCAGCACACUGUUAAGAGAAGGAGCCAAUAAGGAAAUCCUUGGUAUUAUUGUGUCAUACAAAGUCAAAGUUAAGCUGGUCGUGUCUCGAGGCGGGCUCCUGGGAGAUCUUGCGGCGAGUGAUGUCUCCGUGGAGCUGCCCUUCACGCUAAUGCACCCAAAGCCAUUAGAAGAGUUGAUCUACAGAGACGCUCCAGAUGAAGCUCCAAUCGACACAAACCUAAUUGAGUUUGACACAAACGACGAUGACAUCAUCUUUGAAGAUUUUGCCCGCCAGCGUCUGAUUGGAGCAAAUGACAAGGAUGAGGACGAGGAGCCAGUGGACUCACCCAAACUGAACGACAGAUAAAGGCGAGAAGCCUCACCUCUGCUGCUGCUGCUGAUGGAGCUAAUGGAGGUCUUACCACAGUCUGGAUGCCCUCUAAAAACUUGGCGGUGCUGUGUAUGUGUUCUUGUUCAUGUUCGUCGUCUCUCUCUGCGUCCUGCCGGGGUGCCAAACCUAGAAUACCACAGCCUAGACAUCAGUUUAGUUUUCAGACAGUGCCAUACAGCUGACGCAGUGAACUGGCGGUCAAUGUGUUGUAACAACGGCUGGUAGCAUGCCUCACCUUGUUCUACGUGUUUCCAUUAGGGAUGGAACAGGAGUACCGUUGUGUUCAGAUUAGUUAUGAUGUGUUGUAUCAGAGGGUCUUCAUAAACAACAACACUGCCACCCCUGGUUGAUGUGUUCACCACCACAACAUGGACGUCAGCUGACAGAGCUUCAGUGUCCAAGUGGACAAAGCUGCAAAGCAAGGAGAUGGGUCUGCAGGACGUCCCAACUUGCUGAGUAGACCUUAAGCUAUCAAGAGAGCCACGAAUCAACUCAGAGGAUCCAGUGGCCUCAUUUGCAUGAAACAUGUUAACAUAUGAUUUUUUAAAUUUAAAGAUUUUUCUGCAAGUACAAGUGUCUCUGAAUGCAACAGUCCCUGCUGUAAUGUACAUUUAUUUUACAAACGCAAGUUUUAUUUGAACAUUUAUUUGAAAUGAGAAUACUUUAUUAGUGUUUGUGUGUGUGUGGUGGACUGAAUGAAUCAUUAUAACAAGAUGAGAAUAACGCCCAAAAUGUCUUUAUUAUUUAUAUUGUUAGCUUUUAUUUUGCCAAGGCCUUCGGGAAACUUUAGUUAAGUGCAAAACUUAAUGAUGUGUUUCACUGUUAAAAAGAAUCUGAUACUGAAACUUUUCAAAAGCUAUAAUAAUAAUUUCUACAGUGUAAAACAGACAAUAACUAAAAGUUUGUACUAUAGUAAAACUAUGGUAUUCAGGUCCAACCUAUUUAAGCACAUGGCCAAAAUGAGAUUGAUGAGAUUACUAUGGAUAUUAUUGAUUUUUUUCAUAGGCAACAGAUACAACACUGGUUUGCUGCUCACGUGUUCAUCUAUAGUUCUGUAUUUCCUGGGGUGGUUUUGUAACCCAGAUGCUGUUCCGUUUGCCUGUUUUGGGUCUCGUGGUACACUGUCCCUUUAAGAGUCACGGCGGGAAACAGCAAGUGAUCCGGAAGAGAGUGCGUUUGUUUUGCUCACUGGACUGAAUGACGUGGCGACAGCAAACCUUUACCUGUCUGUGUCCAGAUUCAACCUUCAACCUUCUCUCUCUAGUCACAACUUCGUGCGAUGUUUUCCUGCUAGGUGAGCACAUAAUCUAGUACCCAUGUGAUUGUAUUUAUUUGAAAAUAAAUACAUUUUUUUCUCUGUG